AUAAGGAUAAGUGAACUUUGUGCAGUUUUUUUGGAUGACCCAUUACAGAGAUCUAUUUAUUGCAGAAGUAGCAGAAGUCUCUUUCGAUUCAGUUGUGAUAAUUCAAUUCAUCAAAAAUCAUUUGAAGUUUCAGUCAAUCAACAGCAGUUCAUUGGAAAAAUAAUAUCGGUUUUCUAUUUAAUUUAUUGGAAGGGGCUAUAUUUGAGGAUGGGCGAUGGCCCAGCAUUUGGGAUACUUUCUCGCAUUUACCUGGGAUGAUUGAUGAUGAUAGCAAUGGGGAUAUUGCCAUUGAUCAAUACCAUCUUUACCAAGGAGAUAUAGAGAUGAUGGCAGAAAUUGGAAUGGAUGUCUACCGGUUUUCAAUUUCUUGGCCUCGUUUGAUUCCAGAAGGAAGAGGGCCUGUCAAUUUUGGAGGAGUAAAAUAUUAUAACAAUCUGAUCGAUGGCCUUCUAAAACAUGGGAUUGAACCGUUUGUGACCCUAAACCACUUUGAUCUUCCACAAGUACUCGAAGAUGAAUAUGGAGGGUGGUUAGACUCACAGAUUGUCAAGGAUUUUGCAGAUUAUGCAGAGACAUGUUUUGAGCUAUUUGGAGACCGUGUAAAGUAUUGGGUAACAAUAAAUGAGCCAAAUUUACAAGGUCUUACAGGUUAUGAUAUUGGCAAGAAUGCUCCUGGAAGGUGCUCUGCUCCUUUUGGAAAUUGCAGUGCAGGAAAUUCCACCACAGAACCUUACAUUGCUGUCCAUCACAAAAUUCUUUCUCAUGCAGCAGCUGUGCAACGGUUUAGGAAGUUUAAGAGCUUCUGGCAGGCCACUCGAAAUCUCAAUUCCUCCAUCGGUCUUACACUGCUAGCAGAGUGGUAUGAACCACUUACAAACAGUUCACAAGACUUAAAGGCAGCUGCAAGGAUUGCCGACUUCACUAUUGGGUGGAUAUUAAAUCCAAUAUUCCAUGGAGAUUAUCCUGCCUCUAUGCGCAGUAGAGUUGGUUCUCGGCUUCCCAUUUUUACAGAGGAAGAGAUUAGGGCUGUGAAGGGGUCUCUGGAUUUUGUGGGUAUUAAUCAUUACUCUACAAACUAUGUGGCAGAUGAUCCUCCCUCAUCGAAUUUAACAGAUUACUUGGAAGAUAUGGCAAUAAAUAUGACAGGUGUAAGAGAUGGAGUUCCCAUUGGUGAACUGACUGCUUAUCAAACUUCAGUUAUAAGCUUCUAUAUUGUUCCAAGAGGCAUCAAGUUGGUCGUUGAAUAUAUUAAAAACCAAUAUCAGAACCCUCCAAUAUACAUCACAGAGAAUGGAAUGGCUGACAAGAACAUGUACUCUUCUAUUCCUUUGGAGGAUGCACUUAAUGAUACAACUCGGAUCAGUUUUCAUAAAGAAUAUCUUUCAUGUCUAUUGCAAGCUAUCGAAGAAGGGGCAGAUGUAAGAGGGUAUCUGGUGUGGAGUAUAGCUGACAAUUUUGAACUUUCGUUUGGAUAUAGUCUUCGUUUUGGGAUCUUGUAUGUGGAUUACUCAGAUCCUCAUCUAAAAAGAUAUAAGAAACGGUCAGCCUUUUGGUUUAAGCAAUUCCUGGCUGAUGAAGAUGAUAAUGAUUUGAUCCAAGUUUAUAAAUAAAUUACGAUUGGGAUGCAUAACAAGUCCAUGCUAAAGUGAUGCAAUCUUGGCAAUCUUGCAUCAACCAAAAAAAAAAAAAGUUUCUUUUCAGUUUGUUCAUGUUUUGCAGUUCAACAUUUCAUUCUGUGUUUCUUUGCAUUUGCUCACCGGAUCGUGUAGAUCCUUUUCGUAGCAUGAGGAGCCUCAAUUCGUUGUUUCCAACGUUCUUUGGCAUGUGGCUGACCUUCCCUUAGGUCCCCACUUCAUCCUUUGAAUUUGCCGGAGGAUUCUCUUUGGCGGAGGUUGACCUGGUUGUUUAACAUGUUUCAUCUUCUUCAUUGUCAUUUGGUUCUUCUUGGCCUGACAUGGAUUCCUCUUGAUUAUAUCAAUCGAUGUAAUUAAACUUGUAGAAAUUAGUAGUUAGGACAUAGAAGAUAGAUCUUUAGGUUAAGAGGUCCAGAGUUGACCAAUACUAUAUUCGAGCAUGUUGUAACCAGGCUUGUGAGCUGAAAUCUGUAAGCCCGCAUGUUGUCGGUAGAUUGCAAUUGAUUUUCAAGAUAUAAUCUAGUCUGUUCAGCAUUACCUCCA
Cryptomeria japonica (Japanese cedar) is the source of this 2177-nucleotide messenger RNA. Its product is annotated as coniferin beta-glucosidase. The transcript has 13 exons. Gene Ontology annotation, biological process: carbohydrate metabolic process. Lineage: Eukaryota; Viridiplantae; Streptophyta; Pinopsida; Cupressales; Cupressaceae. Gene Ontology annotation, molecular function: beta-glucosidase activity. The coding region runs from base 255 to 1610 and encodes 451 amino acids. The record is from RefSeq and is a predicted model, not a curated record.